AUGGCCAUUACCUGCGCCAGAGAUGUUCAUAGCGUCCCUCCCAUACACGCUUCAAGUUUGAGCAGCAGAGAGACGCCGACUGCAAAGACGGCGCGCACGAGCGAUAUAGUCGAGUCUGUCGACAGUGCUAGCUUUGUGUCUGCACCUUCGUCGAUCGUUCCGAGCCCUCUCAGGACCAGCGUUGAUGACCGCAGCGAAGUCGACAGCGAGGCUGCUCGAUAUCCUCCGCGCAGCAUCACCUUUGAGCUGCCGCCCGUUGAUCGAGGCAGAGGGGCAUGGCAAUACCUCAUCGCUUCUUUCUUCAUAGAAGCGACGAUAUGGGGCACACCCAACUCAUACGGCGUAUUUCUAGCGGCUUACUUGGACAGGCCAAUCGCCAAGUCAGCAGGCGCAACGACGCUUCUGCCUCUCGUCGGCGUACUAAGCUCUGGCCUCAUGUAUCUGCUCUCGCCAUUGAUCUUUGCAUACAUCAAUCGAUUUCCGGGUCAUCGGAAACGAUUGAGCUGGUCGGGCGCGAUAAUCUGCGCCAGUAGUCUGGUCAUCUCGAGCUUUGCAAAGAGCGCUUUCCAGCUCGUCCUAACCCAGGGCGCAAGCUAUGCGAUUGGCGGAGCGCUAAUCUACUAUGUCAAUAUAGCAUCUCUCAGCGAAUGGUGGGUCGCAAAGCGAGGCAUGGCCAACGGUAUCGUCUUUGCCGGCACGGCAGCAGGCGGUCUCAUCUUACCCUUUGUGCUCAACGCUCUUAUCGACCGCUUCGGUCUCGAGAGGGCACUUCAAUCGCUCGGCGUUUUCACUGGUCUUGCGCUGGCUUGCCUCUUACCACUGACACGCAACCGAGUGCCGCUCAGUAAAGCCACAGGUGCGCCACACGCAACAUAUGGAUUUGCUUCCUUUCCUGUGCGCAACAAAGCGCUAUGGAUCUACUUCUUGGCCAAUCUGCUCAACUCGAUGGCUUACUUCAUCCCUGCAUUGUGGCUUCCAGCGUUCGCCAGUGCACUGGGACUACCGGCGAGCGAUGGUACAGCAGCUCUGGCAGCCAUCAACGCAGCUGCGGUCGUCUCUCGUAUCGGUCUCGGCUUUCUGUCAGAUCGCAAAUCGCCUCAUAUCAUCGGAGGCUUGACGGCAAUGAGUAGCGCAGCUGCCAUCUUGCUCAUCUGGGGCAUCGCUAGCGUCACUUUCGCCUGGCUGCUUGUCUUUGCGAUUGCAUUUGGCGCACUCGCUGGCGGCUACACGUCACUGUGGGCAGCAUCAAUUCGUGAGGUAGCGAAAGAUGACGCGCAAGCCACCGUGCUCAUCUAUGGUAUCUUCUCGCUUACACGCGGGAUCGGAGACGUCCUCGUUGCGCCCAUCACGGCCGCCCUUUUCCAAUCAGGCACACAUAUCAGCGGCAGGAUCGGACUCGGCGUCGACCCGGGCUACGCGAGCAUCAUUCUGUUUGCUGGCGGCGUCAUGGCGCUCGGCUCCUUCGUCGAAGUUUUAGGCUUAUACGUGCAGCGCAAGCAGCGCAAGGAGCAGUAA
This is a messenger RNA of Mixia osmundae IAM 14324, 1515 nucleotides long. RefSeq lists its product as uncharacterized. Gene Ontology annotation, biological process: transmembrane transport. The record is from RefSeq and is a predicted model, not a curated record. The transcript is spliced from 2 exons. Gene Ontology annotation, cellular component: fungal-type vacuole membrane. NCBI's taxonomy places the organism in Eukaryota, Fungi, Basidiomycota, Mixiomycetes, Mixiales, Mixiaceae. Gene Ontology annotation, molecular function: transmembrane transporter activity. The coding region runs from base 1 to 1515 and encodes 504 amino acids.